UGGGGCACGGAGGGUUUGCCCUCGGGGAGGGGUCCCUUGGGGGUGGGGGGUGUUUAGGGGCACCCACCCCACCGGACCCCGACGGGGGGCGCUUGGGGUGCAGGGAACCUGUGUCGGGGUGCAAGGGGAGACCAGGGGUGCCUCUGGGGAGGGGGCCUGGGAUACUGCACAGGGGAUGCAUAGAGGGGGGUGCCUGUGCCCCUGGCCCCUGCAGCUCGUGACAGCUUGGCCCCCCGGUACCGGCCCCGGGUAGGAAACCUCUGCCCCUGCUCACGUCUUCCUCCUGGCGCAGGACGGGGCUGCCAGGCUGCAGCGCUCUUGUGGCCCAGCCCGAGCUGGGGCACCCGUGAGACCACCCUGCUGCGGGCAGCAUGGCACAGUGGCAGGAGGUGCAGAGUUUGGCCAAUGCCUACCAGGAGCAGGUCCACCAGCUGUACGCGGGGGCGAUGCUGCCCAUGGUAGUGCGGCAGUGCCUGGCUGCAUGGAUCGAGGACCAGAACUGGCGCCAGGCGGCCGAGCCGCUCUCUUCCCAUGCCCGGAUGCUCUUCCAUUCCUUGCUGGCGCUGCUGGGUGAGCGUCUGGGCAGUCCGGGGCUGGGCGAUGAGGACUUCAUGCUGAAACACAACCUGCGCAAGGCCCGCCGUGACCUCCAGGCCGAGUUUGAGGAGUCCCCAGAGAAGUUUGCCAACCUGGUGGCUAACCUGCUGCAGGAGGAGCAGCGGAUCCUGCGCCUGGCACAAACCAGGGGGCAGGGGGGGGCCACCGUGGCACCCAGCGCACCCCCGGAGAGCGACCGGGAGCAGCAGAUCCAGCGGCGCCUGGCCGAGUUCCACGUGGCCCUGCAGGAGGCUGAACGCACCUUCCGGCACCUGGAGGACCUGCAGGACACCUUUGACUUCUGCUUCAAGGUGCACUACCAGCCAGGCGAGAACAGGACCAACGACCCCCAGUAUGCCCAGCAGAUCCAAGCCCUCCAGGCCAAGCUGCAGAUCCUGGACCGGCAGCGGCGGGAGGUGCUGGCUCAGAUGCAGCAGCUUCUGGGGCGCAGUGAGACCCUGCAGGACUUCCUGCAGCAGGAGCUGGAGGCCUGGCGGGAGCGGCAGCAGCGUGCCUGCCUGGGGGCCCCCGCCAACACCCACCUGCGCCCGCUGGAGACCUGGUUCACGGAGCUGGGCCAAGGGCUAUUCCAGCUGCUGCAGCUGCUGCGGGCGCUGGGGGACCUGCGGCAGAAAGUGACCUACGAGAGGGACCCGCUGAAGGCAGAGACCCCCCUCCUGGAGCGGCGGCUGCAGGAGCAGCUCAACUACCUGCUGCAGAGGGCCUUUGUGGUGGAGCAGCAGCCCAGCAUGCCCAACGCCUGCAAGCGCCCGCUGGUGCUGCGCACGGCCAGCAAGUUCUCUGCCCGCGCCCGCCUGCUCGUCCGCCUCCACGACCGCAACCACCGCAUGGAGGCCAAGAUCCACAUUGACAGGGACCCCCCUAAGAUAAAAGGGUUUCGCAGGUUCAACAUCCUGACAUCAAGCAGCAAAACCCUCUUGGCAGGGGACAGUCCCCAGGACGGGCUGGUCUGCGACUUCCAGUACCUUACACUGAAGGAGCAGAAAGACAGCAGGUCGGGCAAGGGCGGCAAAGGUGCUGGCGAGGGUCCCCUGGUCGUGACGGAGGAGCUGCACCUCAUCACUUUCACGCUGGCAUAUGCCUACUGCGGGCUGGAGCUGGAGCUGGAGACCUCCACGCUGCCCUUCGUCAUCAUCUCAAACAACAACCAGCUCUCCAGUGCCUGGGCCUCCAUCCUCUGGUUCAACAUGCUCAGCAGCAGCCCUAAGGACCUACAGUUCUUCUCCAAGCCUCCCCCGGCGCCCUGGCCCCGGCUGGCCGAGGUGCUGAGCUGGCAGUUCGAGAGCGUGGCCGAGCGGGGCCUGAGCAGGGAGCACCUCCUCAUGCUGGCCGAGAAGCUCUUCGGUUCGAAGCCGCCUCCGGAGAGCACCCUGACCUGGCCCAAGUUCUCCAAGGACGGUGCCUCUGGCUUCUCCUUCUGGGCCUGGCUGGACGGCAUCCUGGGGCUGCUUCAGGAGCACCUCAAGCAGCUCUGGAAGGAUGGGCUCAUCCUGGGCUUCGUGAGCCGGAAGCAAGAGAAGAAGCUGCUGAAGGGGAAGCGGACAGGGACGUUCCUGAUCCGGUUCAGUGAGAGCAUCCUCGGCGGGGUCACCUGCACCUGGGUGGAGCACCCUGAGAGUGGGCCCCCUGCUUUCCGGGCUGUGGUUCCCUACACCAUGGCAGAGCUGGCAUCCCUGGCCCUGCCCGACAUCAUCCGUGACUACCAGCUGCUGGUGGAGGAGAAUGUCCCUGAGAACCCCCUCCAGUUCCUGUACCCGGACACCGCCCGCGACGAGGCCUUUGGGCCCUACUACAGCCAGCGGCAGGAGGGGAACCUAACGGAGCAGAAGAAAUACCUGAACCGACGCCUCAUCCGUGUGUCCUCCAGGCAGGCGAAUGAGUCAUGGCAGACAGAAGAGGAGUUGGUGGUGGCCACAGAAAACCUGGACACGCUGAGGCUGCAGCCCGGUGGCCUGUCGACAGAGCAGCCUGGUGGCAUGGAACCACUGCCGCCUGGGGGCUUGGGGACACCACAGGUCACCUCUGGGAAUCUGGGCAUGCUGCAGGUGAUGGACAGGAGCCCAGGGACCCUGCAGGCCAGGAGCCCAGGGACGCUGCAGCCCUCGAGCCCAGGGACACUGCAGAUGAUGUCCGUGAGCCCAGAGACACAACAGCCUGGGGGCUCGGGGACACUACAGCCAGGGCCCCAAGGCCUGGAGCCACCACAGCCAUUGCAGGUGGGAUCGGGGGUCUCGGCGAUGCUACAGCCAGGGAUUGGGGACCAAGAACCACAGCUGGUGCUGCAGCUGGUCCCUGAGGGCCAGGGGACACUGCAGGUGGGACCAGGAGGUGUGAGGACGCUGCAGGUGUUGCCCAGGGGUUUGGGGGUGCUGCAGCACGUGGGACCUGAGGACCAGGGGACACAGCAAGUGGGACUUGGGGCUGUGGAGCCACAGCUGGUGUUGCAGCUAGUCCCCGAGGGCCAGGGGACACUGCAGGUGGGACCAGGGGGCUUGGGGACACUGCAGGUGCUGCCUACAAGGCUGGAGGUGCUGCAGCCGGUGGCUGGGGAUGCAGGGAUGCUGCAGCAAGUGGGACCUGCAGACACGGGACUGCUGCUGCCGGUGCCGGGAGCUGUGGAGCAGCUGCUGGUCCCUGAGGGGCAGGAGAUGCUGCCACCGGAGCUGAGGGACCUGGAGCUGCUGCCUGGGAGCCCAGAUGUGCAGGAGCUCCUGCAGCUCGCUGCAGAGCUGGAGCCAGGCUCGGGGACGCUGGAGACGCUGGAGGUGGCGGACCUGAUGCCUGACACACUGGAGCCCGUGGAUGGGGGGCUGGGCCCUGGGCUGGCGGGCAGGGCCGCGCUCCUGGACCCCCACGACCCAUUCCUGCCGCAGCCCGAGGAUGCAGUGCUGCCCACCGUCAGCUCCCUCUUCGCUGCUGACUUCCCCCCACUCCACAUCGAUGCCAACGACUUCCAGUGACCCCCUGCAGCCCCCCUGUAAAUAAACCUCUUCCUGCCCCA
Phalacrocorax carbo (great cormorant) is the source of this 3619-nucleotide messenger RNA. NCBI's taxonomy places the organism in Eukaryota, Metazoa, Chordata, Aves, Suliformes, Phalacrocoracidae. The record is from RefSeq and is a predicted model, not a curated record.